GUCGCGCGAACGUAAUGCAACAGCCGCGGACGCUGGUCGUUCUCGCCGUCGUGGGCUCCGUCACCAUGGCUCAUGCUGCAUUCAACUUUCCCGACGGGUGUGCUAGAUCUCAAUUUGCCAAAGUCCCGGUCCAUCACCGCUGUGCGUGCGCCAAUGCGACUCGCGACUCGACUCUCGACGCGCUGGCCUUCCACUAUUGCAACAUGGAAUCGUAUCCACAGGCGUCUGUGUCACUGCUGUGCGUCGUGCUAUGCCUCUUGUUCUACAUCGCCGCAGACACGACAAGUCGAUUCCUUGUUCCUGCCGUCACGUACAUUGCGUCGGCCUCGAAGAUGGACCCAAGCGUCGCCGGCGCAACGUUGCUAGCGUUUGCGAACGGCAUGCCUGACCUCAUUUCCGCCAUUGCGUCGUUUUCAGGACGUAGUAAGCACGCUGGUUUUGGCGUUGGUGGGCUCCUCGGCAGCGGUCUCGUUGUAUCGUGCUUUACCCUCGGGUACCUCGUCUACCUCUCCAACGGUGUGCCCAUCAACAAGCGACCGUUCAUGAGAGACGUCGUGUUUUAUCUGGCAGCGCUGGCGGGCCUUGUGGUCGUGUACCGCAUCGGCUACGCCACGGUCCAAGCGUCUCUAAUGGCAUUGGUGCUGUACGUGUUGUACUCUGUUUCUGUCGUACGCAUGGAGCACGCUAUCGAAAGGACUGCCAUCGAUGGGGGUUCCCCUGAAAAGACGACCAGUGAAGCCAAACUACGCACGCCUUCUUUCCAAGCGUCUGACAACGAGGCAGCUAUGUUGGAGCACGGUGAGCCAGUGAGUUCGACGCAACCUGGCCAUGGCAAGCCAUGUCCACCGACGUAUGUCGAAGUACCACUCGACUCACCAUGUUCCACAACGUCAACCGCGCCGUCGUUGGCCAUCUCAGCAGCAUCUCAAGGCGACGUCGAGGGGACGAACGAAGCUCCUCCGCGACGACGCUGCAUCCACAUUCAACGAAUUGACGCCUGCGAGUCUGCGAUGCCGUUGAUGGGCAAGUGCGUGGCCGUCGUGCUGUUGCCCGUGUCGUGGGUUCGCCAUGUCACGGUGCCCAUGUUGAACCCGGCAACGACGGAUGGCCACCCCACAUCGCUUCGCCGAGUGGACUUGAUGUGCUGGUCGUUUUGCACUCCACUCUUUGUCAUGUACGUGGCAUCACGCAUCCUUCCGAUAUCCCACGAACUUGUCGUGGUGGCAGCGACCGUGGGGUUGGUUGUGGCAGUGGCGGCGCUCUUUCUGUCGGCCGAGACACGAAGGUCGUCCAGAAUACAUUUCGCCCUGUCCGCCGUCGCCCUGAUGACUUCAUCGAUGUGGAUCUUCCUUGUCGGCCAUGAGAUCGUCGCAAUUCUGCACGUCUUGGGUGUGACCUUGAGUAUCUCGGGCGGCACGCUCGGCAUUUUGGUCCUGGCAUGGGGCAAUUCGAUGGGCGAUUUUAUCGGGAACGCGACGCUGGCGCGACAAGGUCAAUUCCAAAUGGCAACCGCGGCGUGCAUCGCGGGUCCGAUAUUCAACACACUCGUCGGCGGUGGACUCAGUUUGCUGCUCGGUUGCUUCCACUCGAAGGAAUCGACGGUGCCGCUGUGGUCCGUCGCGGAGAAGAGCACGUUGCGUAGUGGGUUCUGCAUCCUCGUCGUGUGCCUGGUGUCCCUCCUCGCCGUUGGGUGGCAAGUCCCUACUGCGCACCUCACCAAGUGGUUCGGCCUCUUCCUCAUGGCCCUGUACAUGGUCUUUUGUGUCGCGACUUUGGUGGAAGAGUCGACCAAGUAAAGUAAUUCCAUACACUCUAUCUAUCGAAGCACCCGUCGUGAAGCAACUUCCACACAGUCCGUCCUGUGGCCGCAUGGACUUAUACAGGUCUUUGUGUCGAUCAGUCAGCGAUGGGAUCGCUGUCGUGCAGCCGCACAGCGCGGGCCAGCGCGUCGAGGAAGAGCCCCGCGUCCGCGUCGUCGGGCAGAAUUGCGAGCAAGUCCUGCGGCGACAACGUUGCCGCCAUGUGAUCCAGCGCCGCUUGCAAAUGGCCCCCCUACACCGCAUGGCAGCAACACGGGUGAGCAAAACUGGCAUGAAAUCGAAAGGCGAGUGAGCC
Molecule: messenger RNA, 2115 nt
Organism: Aphanomyces invadans
Lineage: Eukaryota; Oomycota; Saprolegniomycetes; Saprolegniales; Verrucalvaceae
Exons: 1
Coding region: 15-1796 (593 amino acids)
Biological process (GO): monoatomic cation transport; transmembrane transport
Cellular component (GO): membrane
Molecular function (GO): monoatomic cation transmembrane transporter activity
Source: RefSeq, a predicted model, not a curated record